Messenger RNA from Caenorhabditis sp. 36 PRJEB53466, 2130 nucleotides. NCBI's taxonomy places the organism in Eukaryota, Metazoa, Nematoda, Chromadorea, Rhabditida, Rhabditidae. The record is from the annotation of a GenBank genome assembly.
AUGUGGUUCACUGCACAAUGUAUUAUACUCUACGCGCAUUUUGGAGUACGGUACGCAAUAGUUUAUGUGAAUCGAUAAAAUAGUCGAUAAUUGAAUCAGUAACGGAAAAGUUAUAUCAAUCCUUUCAGUUUAGUAAAUUUACAGAAGUGGUGAAAAGCAUGUUCUAUUAUAGGGGCACCGCGCAGAAAUGGCGCUCUGUUGAGAAACUCCUUUUACAGUGCAAAUUGAGCGACCUCGGGGCCGAGUUUGAAAAGUUAGGCCACAUUUUCAGUGGAAAAUUACUUCGCGGCCUAGAAAUUCGGCCAGAUUGCGAACAGCGCGCCCUUUCUGUCCGGUACCCCUAUAAUACGCAUGACGCUGAGAUUGCUGCCUGCACAUUCCGACUGUAAGAGAACAUUUUCGAGUUUCCACCGUGGAAAAACCGUUUCCUCCAGGCCACUCCGUAGACUGGCCGAUUUUGGAAUUCAUUGUUUGCUCAGCCACGAUUUCGAAAGCAGAGGAAAGAAAAUUGAGGCGUAUGGACGAUAUGGAUUCUCGAUUAUCACCAGAAACAUGUGAGUUAUGGGAGAGUUUCUGUCAACCGUUUGAAAAUGGGUCAACCAAUACACGGAUUUUUUUUGACAGGAGAAGUGUUUCAUAAAGCCAGUUAUGUUAAUUUGUUAUUCAGGAUCCGUAACGACAUUUUUUACUUGGCAGAAAUACUCUUUAGCAGACUUGCAACGGGCCGGGCCGGGCCAAAAUUGGAAAUUUUCCGGGUCGGCCCGGGAGGAUGCACCUAAAAAUUCAAAGCGAACUAGAACUUCGAAACGAACAUAGUGGGGUCCGUCGUUUCAGCAGAAAUAGAAAAAAAGACGAAAAAGGCAAUGUUAUAGCAUAAAAACCUGUUAAAAAAUAGAAAUUGCUGUUUAAAGUCGCAAAAUUUUCACAAAAAUUACGAAAAUUUUCUCAAGAGUGGGCGGAGCGAUUGAUUGCAACUCUGGCACGCCAUUUUAGCAAUUUUGCCGCACGCGUUUUCCUCUUCCUUCAUAUUUUUUUUGCAUGCAUAUUUUUUUGAGGUCUAACUUCCGGGCCGACCGGGCCGGCCCGGGAUUUGGCAAGUCUGCUCUUUAGGCCCUAUUCAAACAGUUUCUUCGUGUGACUCAGUGUGUGACCAAACUCGUCGAGUUCUAGAUCUUACAGAUUGACCACUCUCUUUUUCUCCUUCUCUUCUUUCCUUUGGUGUGACACCUUCACCCUGCCAAUUUCUCUUUCUCUCUGUGUGACCUUCUUUUCAGACUUGCCAAAUCCCGCUCCGGCCGGGCCGACGAUUUGCUGGCCCGGCCCGGCUCCGCCCACUCUUGAGAAAAUUUUCGUAAUUUUUGUGAAAAUUUUGCGACUUUAAACAGCAAUUUCUUCUUUUUAACAGGUUUUUAUGCUAUAACACGCAUGAAGAUACCUCUAAAAUUCUUGAUUUCCAAUACUUCGACUAAAGCAAGGAGAUCUAGAUUUGUUAGCGCAGGCAGAUCUUUCUCUAGCUUCACCAUUUAUUUAGCAUUUUUUUAUUCACCGUUCUAGCGCACCUUUUCUCGACCAUUUCGACCAUCCAUUUCGACCACAUUUUCAAGGUAGCGCAUUUCGACCUUUUUACCAUUUUUGAAAAUUGUUUAAAAUGAUACAUUUUCAAAGAGUUAAGACAGAAAAUCAAUGAAAAUAAGCCUUAAAAUGGCUUAAAAAUGAGAAAAUUGAGGAUGGGCGAAAAGGUGCGCUAGAACGGCAAAAAAAAUAUUAUUAUUGAGAAACGAGCACUCGUCAUUCACCGUCUGAAUCUCUGGCUCCUCAGAAGAUCACACGAAGCAGGUAAGCUUUUGAAACUUGUUCAAAAACGAAUAGAUAGUGAAUCGAUCCUUUUCAGUCAGCAUAUGAGCAAAAAGGGACCCCGAAAGUCUUGAAACCAGACAGUUUGAAAUUAGUUGUAUACUGAGAGACUAGAAUUUUGUUAGUGUCAAAAAAUUUAGCUACUAAACGUCAAUGUGUCUUCUGAACUGUCUGGUUUCGAAAUGUCCUGACGUCAAGAAAUUGACCCAAUAAAGAGGCACAAUUUCAGUACUAGAUCUUUAUGUUACAGAGAAGCUGAUAUCGCGAACACGUUGA